GGGUUGCCACAGGGGCCGUGCAGGCCAUCACCGCCCCCGCCCUGCCGUGGGCAGUGGCCCGAGGGCGGGCUGCGAGCCGCGCAAUGUCGCAGACUGCGGCUCCGGGGGUGGGGGCUUCACGGUGCUGCACGAGCCUCACUCGGGCCUAGUCCCAUGAGGCCUGCUCACCCCGGCACUGAAACCAGGAGACGGCGCAGGACCACAGCUCUGCGGGCCCGUGACAGAGACCGAGCGUGAGGGGCGCCGGGGCUCAGGGCAUCUGAGGGCCCUCUCCGGGCGUCGGGCUCAGGGCCGCCACCGCCACCACCACCACCACUACCACCACCACCUCGGCUCCUGCCGGCGCCGGCGCCUCUCCCGCCCACCCCUCGCCAUGUCCGAGGAACUUUCGGCGGCCACGUCCUACACGGAAGAUGAUUUCUACUGCCCUGUCUGUCAGGAGGUGCUCAAGACGCCGGUGCGGACCGCGGCCUGUCAGCACGUUUUCUGUAGAAAAUGUUUCCUGACUGCAAUGAGAGAAAGUGGAAUACAUUGUCCCCUAUGUCGUGGAAGUGUGACUAGAAGAGAAAGAGCAUGUCCGGAACGGGCCUUAGAUCUUGAAAAUAUCAUGAGGAGGUUUUCUGGUAGCUGCAGAUGCUGUUCAAAAAAGAUUAAAUUCUAUCGCAUGAGACAUCAUUACAAAUCUUGUAAGAAGUAUCAGGAUGAAUAUGGUGUUUCUUCUGUCAUUCCAAACUUUAAGAUUUCUCAAGAUUCAGUAAGGAGCAGUAAUAGGAGUGAAACAUCUGCAUCUGAUAACACAGAAACUUAUCAAGAGGAUACAAGUUCUUCUGGGCAUCCCACCUUUAAGUGUCCCUUAUGUCAAGAGUCAAAUUUCACCAGACAACGUUUAUUGGAUCACUGUAAUAGUAACCACCUAUUUCAGAUAGUUCCUGUGAAUCUUCAGCUAGAUGAGGAAACCCAAUAUCAAACUGCUGUGGAAGAGUCUUUUCAAGUAAACAUGUGACGUGCAUAGACAUGUCUGCCUCCUUGCAACCUACAAGUGCCAUCUUUAAGGAGAAGACAUGAAGUCACCACUUUCAGUAAUUUGCUGUGCAUAUUAAUAAAAAUAAUAAUUCAGUCUACUGUAUUAGGUUUUUAAUUGAAAAUAAAGGUGGGCCACCCUAAUACCAUUCUCUAGACAGUUACUUUAACAGCAUGGAAAGGGUUGUAUUUCACUUGUGUGGUGAAAAGAGAAUCUCUGUUGUCUUUUUCUUCCUUGUAUUACAUAUUCUCAAUGUUUCAUUAAGUUGUUUUUGGUAUUUGAUAUAGUUCCUUCUGUUUAGUACAGAGAUAACAGCAAAUUCUGAACGAUGUGAUUCUUAAAAAGCUAAUAAACCUGAGCCAUUUGUCAGAGCUGUAGAAUGGAAACUUGAAGUGCUGUGGGAUAAUCCAAAGGGAUUUUUUAAAAAAGUAUAGAUUCUAGCUGAGGAGUUCAACAAUAAGAAAAUUGUAUUUAUGUAAUGUUUAGUAUUUUUGAAGACUAGUGAGAUUUCUUUAAUAAUUUUUACUUUGAAAGAGUAUUGUACAAAUGUUUCUUCUUUUGCUAUUAGAAGAACAUCAAGAGAAGUUUUCUUUGGUGGUCAGUUUGUUAUUUCAAUCUAGGUUGAAUAAUUUGUAAGCCUAAAUGUUAUACACAGUUCUUUGUAGUCAGUAUUUCUCACUAGCUGAUGAAACUUUUCAGCCAGUGAAUGAUACAUUCAAUUAGUUUUUUAAAAAUCCAAAGUUGCAGAUGUAUGUGGAUAUGUACAUAGACUUUUGCAUGUAUAUAUACACAUAUAUAUCUUUGCCUAGAGUUUGUCAGGUUUAUGUAUAGAAUUUCUAUUAAAGAGUUUUAAUAAUGGACAAGCAAUAUAGGAUUGAAGUAUUUAUCUCCUUUGUUUAAAAUUUUGUAUGUUACCAAGUUUUUAAAACAGUAAGCCAAAUACUACGUGGUACAGUUGGCUGUUAUUACACCUGAAAAAUGUUAAAUGGUGCUCACUUGUUACGUUUGAAAAUGAUGCAUAGCUGAUGUGUGGUGAGAGAUUUUACCAGCUACUGUUUCACUACAUUUUAGUCAAAACAAAGUUUGUUCUUAAUCUUUGGUAUAAAGUGUUGUAGAGAAGGCCAAGUCACAAAGUAAAGGGUGAAGGGGGAAUUCUGACAUUCCACGCUAACAUAACACUGUUACGCUUUCUUUAAAAUAACUAAACGCAAAAGAAAAUCUCUGAAGUAGUUUGCUGCUAAUAUAUACAUAUAUUGUAAAAGAAAAAAAAGGUAUAUUUUGAUUUUCUUAAUACCCUUGUUGACUUUUCUACAAUGAACAUUUUUAAACUUGAUUUAAUAAAAAUGUUAAUUUUGGAUGUGCAGUUUUGUAAAAAACCUUUUUCAGUUAAACGGUAAUGACUUUAUUUAUGUUCAGUAAUAUAGACUCACAAGAAGCCAUACAUCUUAAUGCCUUUUUUUCUGUUGUUUCUUGAGCGUGAUGUUUACUGUGUUCUCUAGCACUUUGAGUUGACAUGCAAGAGUAAUUCUAGGAACAUCUAUAUAAUGAACUUUUUAAAAGGAGACUUCUGUCCACAGUCCUCUAGUUUAAAGCAAUAACUUGGAUACUUUUAAAGUUUUAUUUAGCCAGUGUGUUCCUAAAUCAUCCUGGGAUGUACAAACUUAAAGGGAAACUUGUACUAGAGAUCAUUUGGGGAUCCUGUUUUGAAGUCUUGUGGAUGAGUUAUAUUAAUAGAUAAUAGCUUUUUCAUGAGAAUUAUCUUUUUUUGCAUUAGUAGCUUCUUAAAUAUAGAAAAAAAACUUUUAAAUUCUUCUUUUGUCAGUGGAUUAAGAAUAAGGAUUGACUUUACAAUUUAAUUCAUGUGUGGGGGGCACCUCAGUAGUCAUGUUUAAUAGCUAUCAGGAUAAAGGAGAGAAGCUAUAAGCAAUAUGCUGAUACAUCAGUUUCACAGUACCAGUUAGAAAAGCCCCUUCUCCUUCAACUUAGUUUAUGUCCAUAAACACAGUGUUGAUUGAGAUGUAUUGCUUUACUUUUCAAUUAAAAUGGUUUUCUCCUA
Mus caroli (Ryukyu mouse) is the source of this 3077-nucleotide messenger RNA. It is a transcript of the gene Rnf138, whose product is annotated as ring finger protein 138. Gene Ontology annotation, cellular component: nucleus; site of double-strand break. Gene Ontology annotation, molecular function: single-stranded DNA binding; ubiquitin protein ligase activity. Gene Ontology annotation, biological process: double-strand break repair via homologous recombination; DNA double-strand break processing involved in repair via single-strand annealing. The record is from RefSeq and is a predicted model, not a curated record. NCBI's taxonomy places the organism in Eukaryota, Metazoa, Chordata, Mammalia, Rodentia, Muridae.